AUGAAUAAAGAGCAACGAUUCCGAUCCGAUAUCGACGUUGCCAGCUUGCCAUGGCCGCCAUCGCCUUUGCGGUGCGAGGGAGAAUCGAUCGGCGACCGAAAGACGACCCUCGCGACACGACCGCGGCGCGCGUUGCCGGCCCGCGCGCGCCAGUCUGUUCUAAACGCUCCUCCGCGUAACCUCAAAAUGUUCAACGAAAAGCUAGACUUGAAACUCAUCGGCUUAGUCAGGGACAAUACCGUGCUCUAUGACCACAACAACCCUCAGUAUAUGGACUUUAAUGCCAGAGAAGUCGUCUGGCAGAAGAUAGGCGAUGAACUGAAACGACCCGCGGCCGUGUGUAAGGCGAGGUGGAUCAACAUCAGAGACAUUAAUCGGCGCAUAUUGAGGAAAACACUAAGCAGCUCCGGUAAGCGAGUGAAGCUGUAUAAGUACGAAAGCGACCUUGCUUUCAUGAGACCGUUUUACAGGGAUAUUUUGAUACAGAACGGAGAGUUUUCCUGGGAUGAAAAGAAUCAAAGGGACUGUGAUGUGGAUGACGACGUCCCAGAUAUCCCUGAUGUUAAUUUUAGCGAUUCCAAUGACGAAAAGCCAAUAAAGGCGAAAGGUAAGAAGUCAGGUAUUAAGAAAAAGCGAAAGAAGAGGAAAUAUGAAGAGGUUGAGGAGGAGAAUCCUGCUGCAAGCGUUGGGGAGCCGAGUACGACUGGCCUUUCGGAAUUUGACCCCUGUGACCCGGUGGACUCCUUCCUCCUCAGUAUUGGCGCCACGCUGAAAACAUUUUCUCCGUAUCACCUAAACGUUGCUAAGAGUAAGAUAUUCGCGGUUGUGCAGGAACACGAUUUGCAACAGAUUGUGCAAAAGAAACAAGAUAUGGAAGAUAAAGCGCCAUUGAAUAUGAUCUAAUUAAAAGUUUUGAAUAAGUUUACUUUAGACACUUUAGUGGAACUUAAAUCUUGUGCGUGUAUGAAGAUGUGAUGUGAUUUGCCAUAGUGAUUUAAUUUUAAAAAGACUUUGAAAUUAUUAAA
Messenger RNA from Leguminivora glycinivorella, 1025 nucleotides. RefSeq lists its product as uncharacterized. The record is from RefSeq and is a predicted model, not a curated record. The transcript is spliced from 3 exons. Gene Ontology annotation, biological process: regulation of transcription by RNA polymerase II. NCBI's taxonomy places the organism in Eukaryota, Metazoa, Arthropoda, Insecta, Lepidoptera, Tortricidae. Gene Ontology annotation, cellular component: transcription regulator complex; nucleus. The coding region runs from base 1 to 903 and encodes 300 amino acids.